Etheostoma spectabile (orangethroat darter) is the source of this 1028-nucleotide messenger RNA. Its product is annotated as SPRY domain-containing protein 3. The transcript has 6 exons. Bases 138 to 803 code for a protein of 221 amino acids. NCBI's taxonomy places the organism in Eukaryota, Metazoa, Chordata, Actinopteri, Perciformes, Percidae. Gene Ontology annotation, molecular function: protein binding. The record is from RefSeq and is a predicted model, not a curated record.
UGUGAUUGGUUGAGAGGGCGGGACUUCCGACGGCACAGGUUGGACAUAAAGUGACAGACUUCAUCUCCUUAAAAUUGGAAGAAAAACCGAAGGACGACGCGUUACAAGUUUUAAAACAAUUGGAAUGAUCUUCAGACAUGGACGACAUAAACCUUCAUUAUCGCUUUCUGAACUGGAGGAGGCGAAUUCGUGAAGUGCGAGCGGUGCGAUACCGGGAGCAGCUCAAAAGGAUGCUCAAAGACGGGGACAUACUCAGGUAUCAUGGGAAUUCAGAUGAAGUUGGCUGUUUUGUGGCAGCCAGGCCAUUGUCAAGAAGAAAUCGCUAUUUUGAAGUGACCAUUAUCGAUACAGGAGUGAGGGGAAUGAUUGCUGUCGGUUUGGUACCUCAGCUCUACAAGUUGGACCAUCAGCCCGGCUGGCUCCCACACUCUGUGGCUUUUCAUGCUGAUGAUGGCAAGCUGUAUAAUGGCAACACUGUAGGACAGCAGUUUGGUCCAAAAUGCUGCAGAGGUGACAGAAUCGGCUGUGGAGUAUCUCUGGACUCUGAUGAUAGACAGUUAACUGUGUUUUUUACCAAAAAUGGCAAAGAGGUCGGCAGUGUGGAAAUCCCAGCAUCUCCUGAUGCUCUCUACCCGGCUGUGGGAAUGCACUCUUUGGGGGAAGAAGUACAGCUGGACCUGAACGCUGAAUGUGGGAUCGAGGAGGAUGAUGGACAGAUGAUUGUGGAUAGUCAUGAAGAGGACUGGGGCCGUCUCCAUGACGUCAAAGUGACCGGCACAGUAAGUCCUGUUGCUGAGAGAUAGACAAAAAGAAAAAUGUAUUAAAAAAAAUGGACAUUCUUUUUUUCCCAUUUCUGUUUUAUUCAGGUCUGCCAGUCAAAGACAUUAAAUAUACAGUAAAAUAAAAAUGUGAGAGGUUGUCUCCCUUGUUCAUGCUGUGUAAUGAUUGGUUGGGAGGAUGAAGCCGAACGAGAAUUUUUGUACACCAGAUUAUUGGUCUGGAAUACAUCAGAAAGCUUUAAUUAAUGA